AUGGCGAAUCCACUCACCGCGCAGUCUGUACUGCAACAAAUGGCAGAAGCCCUGCCUACCCACCCCAAGGGCGACACCACCUCCGACAUUAGCAGCGGCUAUGAGCUCCCUGCCCUCCUCACGCAUGCCUGCAUGGCGUCCCUCAAGUUCCGUCUUCUGGGCUUUGAUGAGGAGAAGAGGAUAGAAGAAGAAGUUCAAAGCCUCGCCCCGCGUCUACCAGCAUCAUGGAAUGCCGGCUAUGGCUCUCUCCGCUUUGUAUACGCCCACAAGCAGUCGUCCAUGACGUCCAUUAUUCGGAUUAGUAAAGUUGGCGGCAAAGUCGAAAUCAGCGGGCUCGCCGUCGGCCACGAUGUCAUUCAUAGAUUUGAAAUCACGACAAAGGACGUCAUCAACAACUCAAAGCUCCCUUUGCGCAUCACACUCACCGAGGACGGCUCCGAGGACAGGACCGACCUGGUCGAGAAGCUCAAGGAAGCUUUUGUAUCAGAGUCUGCCGUCACCAAGCUGAUUGAUCAAUUCAAGACGGAGAUUGUUCAAAAGCUCAUACCCAAGUUGCAAGUUGAAGGCUAUGAAGAGACGCCCGAUGAUAGGGACGCGGCGGAGAACGCACAGAGAGAAGGCCGCGCUCAGGCUGGCCGUCCUGGACGGCCAUUACCCGGUGACCUGCCUGAUCCCGCGCGCCCAUACCCGGUCAAUGAUCCUCUCGCCCAGCCUCCCAGACGACCUAUUCCUGCCGGAGACUUCCCACCGCCCGGAUUCGAAGACGAGUACGAAAUCAACAGACCCCCUCGCCCACUGGGAGUUCCCGGUCGAUCGCCCUACAACAUCGGCCACGACGACCUCAACCCGCCUGGUCUUGGUCCCAACGACCCACUGAGAGCAUCUUUCAUCGGUGGCGGUGGUCUUCCCCGACCCGGAGGAGGCGGCGGAAUGCACCCUACGUUUGAUGACCCCCUUUUCGGAGGGCCGGGUGCUCAGGCAGGUGGAGGCUACGAUCCCCAAGCGCCACCGGGUGCUAGAUGGGACCCCCUUGGUCCGGGUGGCAUGCCCAGACACGGCGGGGGACGCGGAAACCCCUUUGGAGGCUCGGGGGGCUUCGGGGGAGGGUUUGGUGGAGGAUUCGGAGGAGACAUCAUCUAA
Messenger RNA from Colletotrichum fioriniae, 1140 nucleotides. RefSeq lists its product as uncharacterized. Gene Ontology annotation, biological process: proteasome-mediated ubiquitin-dependent protein catabolic process. Lineage: Eukaryota; Fungi; Ascomycota; Sordariomycetes; Glomerellales; Glomerellaceae. The record is from RefSeq and is a predicted model, not a curated record. Gene Ontology annotation, molecular function: endopeptidase inhibitor activity; proteasome binding.